Messenger RNA from Lutzomyia longipalpis, 838 nucleotides. RefSeq names its product protein takeout-like. Lineage: Eukaryota; Metazoa; Arthropoda; Insecta; Diptera; Psychodidae. The coding region runs from base 55 to 801 and encodes 248 amino acids. The transcript is spliced from 4 exons. The record is from RefSeq and is a predicted model, not a curated record.
GCUUUCACAUUCUCAAGUUAGCUUUCAAGGUGAGACAAUCGGUCUUGAAAUAAGAUGAAAAUUUUUCUUUUUUAUUUCUUGAUUUUUGGAAUUGUUAUUGAGUUAAUCGGUGGAUUCGAAUCAUUUUCCUUUGAAAAAUGUAACUAUAGUGAUGCACAGUGUCCAAUUAAAUUGCUUCAAUUUUUCAUUGAUCAAUUUUGGUGUGGAAAUGAGGAGUUGGAUUUACCACACCUUGAUCCUCUUCGUGUUAAUGAGGCCACACUGGUGUCACAAGGAAAAGGUCCUCUGAAUUAUAUCUUUCAUAUAAGAGAUUUUGAUUUUAUUGGAUAUCGUGAGUGCCGGAUUAUUCAUACAGCAGGGUGGUCAAAGGAAUUUGAUGGAACUGAUGCGGAAAUUGUAUUGAAAGCUCCUAAAUUCACGAUUACUGGUCCAUUCACGAUAAAAGGGAAUUUUUUGAGGUUCCUAAUUGAAGGAUCAGGGAUAUCCAACGUAACUCUAAGCAAUGUUGACGCAAGAAUGAAAUUUAAACUUAAGAAAGUAACAAAAGAUGGUAAAGUUUAUGCAACAGUUGACAAGUUUAUGGUGAAAAUCACUACAACCCGGAUGUACAUGCACCUUGAGAAUAUAUUUGAUGGGGAUGCUAUGCUAAAAGAAAUCGUGGAUCAAUUUAUAGAUGAAAAUUGGGAGAUGAUCUUCAAAGAUAUUGAACCAUCUGCCAUGAAGACUUUUGGAAAAAUUUGGCAGGAUAUUUUUAAUCAUAUCUUGAGUCGAAUUCCCUACGGAGAAUUCUUCAAUGAUUAAUUUCUUUAUGAAUAAAUAAACAUAUCAAAUAAUGGAA